Molecule: messenger RNA, 450 nt
Organism: Lachancea thermotolerans CBS 6340
Lineage: Eukaryota; Fungi; Ascomycota; Saccharomycetes; Saccharomycetales; Saccharomycetaceae
Gene: SWS2
Product: mitochondrial 37S ribosomal protein uS13m
Exons: 1
Coding region: 1-450 (149 amino acids)
Biological process (GO): translation
Cellular component (GO): mitochondrion; ribosome; small ribosomal subunit
Molecular function (GO): RNA binding; structural constituent of ribosome
Source: RefSeq, a predicted model, not a curated record
AUGGUUGUUCACAUCUUGGGGAAAGGUUUCAAGGGCAAAGAAGUGAUAAAAAUUGCGCUCGCGUCGAAGUUCUACGGCAUCGGCUUGAAAACAUCUGAAACUUUAUGUGCAAAGCUUGGAUUCUACCCAUGGAUGAGGAUGCACCAGCUCUCUGAGCCGCAAAUUAUGAGUAUCACUAGUGAGCUCUCUACUAUGACAAUAGAAGGUAACGCAAGGGCCGUUGUGAAGGAGAAUAUCGCACUGAAGAGAAGAAUCGGAUCAUAUCAGGGUAUGAGACACGCUUUGAACCUGCCGGUCCGCGGCCAGCAUACCAGAAAUAAUGCCAAGACUGCGAGAAGGCUGAAUAGAGUUGACAGACGAGGGUUCCACACCUUGCGUGAGGAAGCCAUUGAACAACCCAAAUCCUCGCUUCGGAAAUUGUGGACUUCUCUCCGUAAAUUCACAAGUUAG